Molecule: messenger RNA, 1056 nt
Organism: Archocentrus centrarchus (flier cichlid)
Lineage: Eukaryota; Metazoa; Chordata; Actinopteri; Cichliformes; Cichlidae
Gene: arl6ip6
Product: ADP-ribosylation factor-like 6 interacting protein 6
Exons: 4
Coding region: 314-736 (140 amino acids)
Source: RefSeq, a predicted model, not a curated record
ACCCCCUCCAAAGCGCACACCCCGGCUGGGACUGCCCGUCUCUUUGUCUGAGAGCAGCGGGCUCUUCAAACGAGCAGCAGUAAAUGAUUCACACAUUUAACAGCAGCCAUUCGAACUACACUAACGGAACCCCCCGAGGGACAUUUCUGAGUGCGGAAGUGAAAUCAGCAGUUCCUGGUUCUUGUCCCAGUGCGCAGCCGGGGUCAGGAACAGUGUGUGAGGUCAUAGUUGUCCCACGGGUUUGUUGUGCUCAGCGCAGCGGAACCUCGACGUCCUGUGAGACCGUUUCCAGCUGUGAUCCGGGCGGAGGUUCAUGCUAGAGCAGGAACCCGCCGGCAGCAGCCGGCGCGGCCCCGAACCCCGGCCCGCGGCCGCCGCGCUGUCGGUGCUGGGCGCAGCCGGAGCCGUGGCCGCGGUCGGCUGUUUCUGCGCGCUCGUGUACCCCAUAAUCAAAGAGCUGCGGGCAGAGAGGGUGAGAGGAGAGGAUGGACGUGAAGAGAGGAUGCUGGGUUUCUGGACCAUCCUGGUGCUGUCAGCAGUGGUAGGCUGCAUCUGCUGUGUCUUCUCGUGGACGCUCACCUACCUUGACUCGUACCAGCCUGGCAUGGCAUUCCCAACGCUGCUGACACUGCCCCACUUCAGAGAUGUUUAUGACCACGGCUUCCACAUGGGCUACGGGGUCGCUGUUCUUAAUGGCAUCAUGGCCAUGCUCACCGCCAUCUGGAGCCUCUGCUGACACGCACACACACGCACACACAGACCGUAGAACGACAGUUAAGCCAAAUAACCACAGUAGUCUGUCGUAGUCACAGCUGUGCCCUGACUGAUGACAGCAGUGCAAACACCGGUGGAGGACUGAAGCUGCUGCUUACGUGAUGGCCUGCGUAUACAUGCUGCUGUGGUCCUGCGGUGGGAUGAAGACAGUUGAUGCACAGACUGCAGCAUCUGUGUUUUCACCUGAUGCACUGUAGGUCUCCUGGCUACAGUUCAGGGCUAAAGCUGGUACAGCAGCUCUGGUGGAGGAAACAGAAGAAUUAAACUUUGAGUUUUACAGUU